Messenger RNA from Bipolaris sorokiniana ND90Pr, 664 nucleotides. RefSeq lists its product as uncharacterized. NCBI's taxonomy places the organism in Eukaryota, Fungi, Ascomycota, Dothideomycetes, Pleosporales, Pleosporaceae. The record is from RefSeq and is a predicted model, not a curated record. The coding region runs from base 147 to 419 and encodes 90 amino acids. The transcript is spliced from 2 exons.
ACGUCAACCAUUGGUCGUCCCAUAUAGUCCAGAGACCGCCCACUGGCAAUGUUUGUACUCCGUAUCUAUCUUUGCUACAUCAUACAAAUAUCCCUUUGAUUCAUCAAAUAUCUUUUCAACUACACAACUUUCUCAAACACAACAUCAUGUCUGCUGCACCAAACCAGCCCGGCCUCGUCUCCAGCCACGCCCAGUAUGUCAAGGGCGCCACUGAAGAGACCAUCGGAAACGUGACAGGCAGUGAGCCAUGGAAGGCAUCAGGCGCCUCGGACAAGGAGCAGGCCGUAGAAGCUAUGAAGGCAGCGUCGGCAAACCGCGACCCACAACAACAAGGCAUGGGCGGUCUUGAAGAAAAGGCAGGCAACUUGGUUGGAUGUGAAGGCAUGCAGAAGGAGGGCGCUCAGAGCAAGCAGCAAUAGAGGGCAGACUGCUACCAAAUUGAAUCAGCAUCACUUCUAUCAUCAUCACUUUAUAUAUACUACAUAAUUGCGAGAUAGUAGCUCUACACCCACGUGUGCUAUGCAUUGUAGCACCCAGGAAAUAUCUUUUGGCAUCGUGUUUUUUAUUUCAAAUUGCAUUCGGUACUAUGCCAGCUUUGUCUAAAUCCAGUCCCUGCUAUCUAAUAGAUGCUGUAGUAAAAGGGAGAGUAUUGAAACGACUAGCG